This is a messenger RNA of Histoplasma capsulatum G186AR, 1557 nucleotides long. Its product is annotated as C2HC5 zinc finger domain-containing protein. Gene Ontology annotation, biological process: regulation of DNA-templated transcription. Gene Ontology annotation, molecular function: zinc ion binding. Gene Ontology annotation, cellular component: nucleus. The transcript has a single exon. The coding region runs from base 1 to 1557 and encodes 518 amino acids. NCBI's taxonomy places the organism in Eukaryota, Fungi, Ascomycota, Eurotiomycetes, Onygenales, Ajellomycetaceae. The record is from RefSeq and is a predicted model, not a curated record.
AUGCCCCCACCCUCCACCCAGCUAUCGUCCUGGGCCCGCCCGCGCCUCUCCGCACUCCUCCCAGACCUCGACGACGCCUCCCUCACCCAACUGCUCGAAUACACCUGCUCGCUGGACGCCGCGCGCGCCGCGGAGCAUCUGCGCGGGAUCCUGGGCGAUUCGGCGCGGGCGCUGGAGUUUAUUGUUGGGUUUGGGGAGAGGAGGGGGAGGGGUGCUGCUGGUGCUGGUGCUGGUGCUGGUGCUGGAGGAGGAGAUGGUGGGAAGAAGACCGGGAAGGCGGGAGGCGCGCAAGCGCAAGCGCAGGCAGAGAGGAAGCCUCCCUCGGCGGCCGGGCCGUUGAUAUCUGAGUAUCUGCCGAAUGUACGGUCGAAGACUGCGAGGGCGGCUGUUGCGCGGCGACAUCAGCAGCAUCAUGCCGCAUCAUCGCCCUCGACAGAGGCCUCCCCUUCGCGAAACCGCAACAUGUCUACCACUGCAUUUACAACUACAUCUACAACAUCCGACAUAGCCGACCUAACCGCCGCCAUCGCCCAGCUCGAACAAACCACCAACCCCUCCCUCUCCACCACCACCAGCAGCAGCACCACCACCAACAACCCGCGCCAGAAAAGGAAAUGCUCCUGCCAAGCAACCCUGCACCCCCUCUUCACCCCGGCCCCCAACUGCCUGAACUGCGGCAAGAUCAUCUGCGCCCUCGAGGGCCUCCAGCCCUGCUCCUUCUGCCAGCACCCGCCACUCUCGCCGCGCCAGGUGCAGGAGAUGAUCCGCGAGCUGCGCGCAGAGCGCGGAAACGAGAAGAUGCGCGCACAUAACCUUGCGGCCGGGUCCAAGGGGGACCGGCACCGGCAGCAGCAGCAGCAGCAGCAACGGCACGGGGAGAUCUCCAGCGACAACAGCGGCCACGGCCGCGGCCCCGGUACCGACACAAACGAUAAUACAGCGCACGACCUCGCCGCGGCACAGGCGCACCGCGACAAGCUGCUUCGCUUCCAGGCGCAGAACGCGCGGCGCACGAGGGUCGUGGACGAGGUUGCGGAGUUUGAGACGCCGGACGUGCAUGCGGCGAGCACGCUGUGGAUGAGUGCGGGGCAGCGGGCGCUGGCGCUGAAGCGGCAGCAGCGGGUGCUGAGGGAGAUGGAGGAGAAGGAGAGGGAGAGGGAGAGGGGGUCAGUGGUGGUUAGUUUGAGUUUUGACGGGGGGAGGAAAGGGGUGUUGAGGAGGGUGGAGAGGGGGGUGGUUGAGGAGGGGGAGCAGGAGGAGGAACGGGAGGAGGAGCAAGUGGAGGAGGUGGAGGAGGAGAAUGGAGAGCGGAAGGGGGGCUUCGGGCGGAACCCGCUGCUUGCAGGUGGGGGUUUGGUGAGGCCUGUGUGGAAGCCAAAAGGGCAGGUUGUUGAUGGGAAUGGGGAAGGGGGAGGGAAGGAGCGGGAGCCAAGGCAGAAGAAGCAGACGUGGCGGAGGGUGCAGGAUGAUGAUGGGGAUAAUGAGAGGUGGAUUCUGGACGGGGGACUGUAUGGGUUUGGCAGUGAGCGGGGAGAGGAGGUGGGAACUGAAAUGUAG